This is a messenger RNA of Penicillium maclennaniae, 915 nucleotides long. Its product is annotated as ribose-phosphate diphosphokinase. Bases 1 to 915 code for a protein of 304 amino acids. Gene Ontology annotation, cellular component: cytoplasm; ribose phosphate diphosphokinase complex. Lineage: Eukaryota; Fungi; Ascomycota; Eurotiomycetes; Eurotiales; Aspergillaceae. Gene Ontology annotation, biological process: purine nucleotide biosynthetic process; 5-phosphoribose 1-diphosphate biosynthetic process; ribonucleoside monophosphate biosynthetic process. The record is from RefSeq and is a predicted model, not a curated record. Gene Ontology annotation, molecular function: ribose phosphate diphosphokinase activity; magnesium ion binding. The transcript has 5 exons.
AUGUCGUCCAACUCUAUCAAGCUGUUGACUGGCAACAGUCACCCGGAACUGGCUCAGCUCGUGGCUGAUCGCCUCGGGAUCGAGUUGACCAAGAUCAUGGUCCUCCAGUAUUCCAACCAGGAGACUAGCGUGACUAUUGGAGAGAGCGUGCGUGAUGAAGAUGUCUUCAUUCUUCAGUCAACGCGACCUAACGAUAUCAAUGAUGGUCUUAUGGAGCUUUUGAUCAUGAUCAAUGCUUGCAAGACUGCUUCCGCUCGCCGCAUCACUGCCGUCAUCCCCAACUUCCCCUACGCUCGCCAGGACAAGAAGGACAAGAGUCGUGCUCCCAUCACUGCCAAGCUCAUGGCCAACAUGCUCCAGACUGCUGGCUGCAACCACGUUAUCACCAUGGAUCUCCACGCCUCCCAGAUCCAGGGUUUCUUUAAUGUCCCCGUCGACAACCUCUACGCCGAGCCCAGCAUCUUGAAGUGGAUCCGCGAGAAUCUGGACGUCACCAACUGUAUCAUUGUCUCCCCCGACGCCGGCGGUGCCAAGCGUGCCACCGCCAUUGCCGAUCGCCUCGACCUCCAAUUCGCGCUCAUCCACAAGGAACGUGCCCGUCCCAACGAAGUCUCUCGCAUGGUCCUAGUCGGAAACGUGAAGGACAAGAUCGCCAUCAUCGUCGACGACAUGGCCGACACCUGCGGCACGCUCGUUAAAGCCGCCGACACCGUCAUGCAGCACGGUGCCAAGGAAGUCAACGCCAUCGUUGUCCACGGCAUCCUUUCCGGCAAGGCCAUCGAGAACCUGAACUCCAGCCGUCUCAACCGUCUUGUCGUUACCAACACAGUUCCCCAUGCUGAGAAGAAGGAGGCUUGCGACCGUAUCGAGACUAUCGAUUCUGUUUCUUUCCUCUUCUCUCAUGCUGUCGCGUAA